AGAGUUGAAUCACUCUCCCGGUUGACCAAUUGGGGGUGUUGGGGUGGGCUCGCUGGAACCUUUGCGUGAUGGGCUUCUGCGAAACUGGUCCUGAGCAAGACUGUGCCGGAAGAGCGAGGCGCUGUCGGCGAGGGGGGAGCGAGGCAGGCAGCGGGCAAAAGUGUCUCCCGGUAGACCUCGGGCUUGGGCUGAGGGUGCCACGCCGCCGCGCCUUAUGAGCGGCUGGAAGCGCCGGGAAGCCUGAGGAAGGGCGCCCGAAAGGCGGCAGCGCGAUCGACCGAGGUCCUCCUGGGCUUGAUUUUGUAUUUUUCUUUUUUCUUUUGCUGCGGGCUGGAGGGGACAGACGAGGGAAGCCCCCCUUGGUGCUACGUGAAUUACUUGAAACCACCGCCUGUGACCCUGUCUUCUGAAGCGAGCCUUACACCCGCCGCCGUACAGCGUGCUGGGAGCGCAUGAAAAGCCGGAGUUUGCCGGCGUCUGGGGGAAGGGGGCGCGAGGAAACGGCGCCGGCCGAGGUCAAGAGGUAGGCGCGGUGCGUUUCUCCCUCUCGGGGGAGGGUCACGGAUGGUCGCGGUUAUGUAAAGGGCUCAGCCGCCGGAGUGUGGAUCCCUUGCCUGGCUUGCCGAGGUACCCCACCCCGCCUGCCCCCGUGCUCCGCAGCCUGAAGGCAGCCUGCUGAUUGCAACACCCCCACCUACCCACCCACCCACCCCUCCGAGAGGGCGAGGGCGACUCCAGGCAGGCAGCGAGCAAGUUUUCGCAAUUGGGCUCUCCUCGCUCGUUCGCCGGGAACGGUGGCUGAUCGUCGCCCGCAGGAUGUCGGCAGUGGCUUACAUGGACUUCGUGGCUGCCCAGUGCCUGGUGUCCAUUUCCAACCGCGCCGUGGCACAGCAAGACGCGACCCGCGAAGCCGAGCUGCUGAAGAUGCCCGAGGAAGAGGAGGAGGAAGCAGCGACGGGAGUCGUGACCAAGGAAAUGAACGACCCCAGGGACGCCUGGAAGGAUUAUUGCACGUUGGUGACCAUUGCCAAAAGCUUGUUGGACCUGAACAAAUACAGACCCCUCCCCGCCCCCUCCAUCUGCAGCGACAGCGUGGAAAGCCCCGACGAGGAUGCGGGUUCCGAUAGCGACGUGACCACCGAGUCUGGGUCGAGCCCUUCCCACAGCCCGGCGGAGGGGCAGGAGGCUGGCGGCGGGCCCGACCCCCUCUCGCUCCUGCGCAGCGGAGUGCCGCCCAAGGGGAAACUGGCCACCGAAAAGAGACACAAAUGCCCCUACAGUGGAUGUGGCAAAGUCUAUGGCAAAUCAUCCCAUCUCAAAGCCCAUUACAGAGUGCAUACAGGUGAACGACCAUUCCCUUGCACAUGGCCAGAUUGCCUUAAAAAGUUCUCCCGCUCUGAUGAGCUAACACGGCACUACCGAACCCACACUGGUGAGAAGCAGUUUCGAUGUCCGCUUUGUGAGAAGCGGUUCAUGAGGAGCGACCACCUGACAAAGCAUGCCCGUCGCCACACCGAGUUCCAUCCUAGCAUGAUCAAGCGAUCUAAAAAGGCUAGCUCUGUCUCCUUUUGAGUGACAGACUAGAAUCAAGGGUUGGGGCAGGGGGGACAACCAUUGUUGCAAAAGGCAUAACUGAUCAGCACAAAUAUGUCCGCCACUGUACAGUAAAUUCCCCCUACUUGCAUUUUUAAAGCACAUGUAGCUGGAAGUUUAACAUUUUGUCCAGUCCACCCUGCUAUGCUACAAACAACAGUCUUAAACCAGUGGCUGCUGGGUGGGAGUGGGGAGGGGGGCAAUGUGGGGAUCAGCAGAAGUAAUGCAACUUUUUUGUAGUUUAAAGAAUCAACACUGGUGUAUAUAUGUCUGACUGGGUGGUUUGACCUGUGACACCACAGUAGUGAUUCCAAGCUCUUUGUGAUUGCUGUGUCAUGGACAUGUUUUGUUGACUAAUGUAAUGCUGCUUGUAUUUAAAACAAACAAAAACAACAAAAAAAGUUUAGUAAAACCACUUUCCAACUCACUCAGAUAUUUCUCAAUUAAAACUCCAUAGCACAUUUUUAGAAGACGAUUCACUUCUCUCAAUGACCCAUCCUGUUCAAGACUGUUAAGAAAAAAAUCAUUACAUCCGUUGUUCAUAUUUGCUGAUUGAUAUUUUAAGAAAGAAAAAGAAGCUGACAUUUAUACUGAAGAGGACCUGUUCAGUACACAAUCCAGUUUUUUUCUCUCUUUUGAAUAUAAGCUGUUCUUUUCCCCACUGAAAACAUGCUAUCAGUCCAAUUCAAUACGCAAAAAGGGGAAGAAACAAAGAAAUCAGCUCAGAUUACUUCCGAUGUCACAUUUAUUUUGGCUCCCUUAUUCCGUUGCCAUUUACAAAACAAGAACACCACCACAAGUCAUUCUGAAGAAUGUGGCAGGAGCUGGAGACGAGGUUCUCCCCCACGCACACACACACACUUGCAUCUGAAAACCAUGUACUGUACUGUAUUAUAUAAAUACCACUAACAGUGCUUUAUUCUGCUGUAUUUCGUUGGAAUGAAUGCAUAACAGCAGCAACCAUCUUUAUAAGCUACCACUUUUGUAAAGGUUUUUUUUCCUGACAAUGACCUCUCUCAAAGGUGCAUCCUCUACAUCCACUUGCCAGAUUCCUGUGACAGCCAAUGGGAACUGUGUGUGUUUAUGGAAGCUUUUCUCCCUACAAUCCAAUCUCUCUGCUAAUUGAGACAACUAAAACUGGUUUUUAAAAAGUACUUUUCAAGAGACUUCUGCUUUUUUUCAUAACUCGCAGCUGUUGUACCGAGUAUGGGGAAAAACAACAACAACACAACCACAAAAAUGAGGUCAUGAAAAUCUAAUAUGCAGGAGGUGUGUCUAAAUAUGUGUUGUGGCAUGCCACUAUGUACCUUGCUAUCUUUACCCCAUGUGUCAGGCUUGAAGUAUUCGAUGAUAUGGCAAUAUUUCAUCUCUGGAAAAGCAAAAGGUUGCUCUUUAAAAGACGAGCCAAGGUGUCAUUGGAAGAAACCUCUUACAUCUAGCCAAGUAGUCAUCUUUGUUAAUGUUAGAAGCAUGAACCUUACAAAGGUUGUUAUCAUGGACUUUCCCUCCCCCAUCUCUUGUAAUGGUGGAGAACUAUGUUUACAGACUUCCCCCCUCAGAAUCAUUCUACUGGUCUGCUAUUUUUUACUCCUCCUUCACAGAGAAGGCAGGAGAGGUGCAAAUGUCCUAUUGAAGGCUAAAUUCAUCCAUGAGGUAAUCACAUUGCAGCCAGUGGGGUUAUAACAGGAUCAAUUUAACCCAUCUUUGUAAAGAAUCUGUACAUACAAAUCUUGUGAAGUACUACAGUAUCUUCUCGUUUCACCUGAUGAAAAGCUUGCUUCCUAGAAAAAAAAUCCAACAUCUCAGAGAGUAGAGUAUUCUACAAUCGUCCGUGGCUUCCAGCACUAGAACUCAGUAUGCAUCUAGCAUUUUUACUUGUGUGGUUCAUUAUAAAAUCUGUCUAUGCGAAGAGAAUGGCUUCUAAAUAAAGGUGUUAGGGGCACUGAACAAUCUAUGGGAUUUCAAAAACAAAAAGGGAUGAGUUUUCUUCAGUGAAGACAUGUCAGGAAACCAAGCACACUUUCUACCUCCGUUUCAGCUUUUUGAAACGUUUGUUUUAUGAUAAACCAAAAUUAAUUUCUGGUGUCCAAAAUAAAUUGUAGGGACGUUUGUUCUUCCUUAUACAAAUAAGUAGCCUGGCUAUUUCUAUUGCUCUAGUGUAAUAAGUAUUCUGCUUUACCAGUACUGUUAAUGCUGCCUUGUUUGAUUAGGGGUCAGGACCGUGGGGUAGGCCAGCAACUCACAACAUAGUAUUGAUACAACUGUCCUCCCCUUCUAUACAAGACCAGUUUUUAAGAUCAUAAAUUCUAACGCGAGUCCUACAAACCCAACAGUUGCUCAAACUUUUACUGUUGCUCUGAUGUAGGACAAGUGCAGUAUUAGCUACGUAGAGCCUGAAUGCUGAAUGCUGUUAUUUCACCUUAAAUACAACACAAAUCACAGGCACUUGCCACCGCCAUGACAAAUAAUCAGGACACACAGGCACAAGAUGCAAAGAUGUGGUAGGAUAGUGGUUAGGGUAUUUGCCUACUUCCAUAAUGGGUGUGGGAUCAUGUUUUACUGGAUGUCACAGGCAAAUUAUAAUGUGAUUCCUUCCAUUGAGAAGUCCAAGAUGUGCAGGCACCCUGCUAGCGUCAUUGCUCCUUUGCAUAAUGUGGGAUGUAGAAAUGGGGAUGCCUUAACCAUGCCACCAAACAGCUUGGAAUAAUACUUUGCUGUGCCCUAAAGUGCAUUUCUGCACACAGCUUAGGCAUCCAAGCUUGAAUGUUGUAAGCAGAGUAUAUUUUAAAACAAAAACCAGUGAAUUGUUCCUGCAUUCUCAUGUGCAAAACUUACCAUAGGUAAUGCAUAUAUCUUUAUUUAGGUUUAUCUUUAGGGACUAUUCCAUUUAUAAAAUUUUCCCCAAACAGCAAUCAACAUUAGAGUUUGCAAUACUUGGACAUUAUAGAGAGGGGCACACGCCCACCUUGCUUGGGGUGGUUGUCUUCUUAGUGCGGUUGCUUUGUUAAGGCUAAAUUGGUGGUGUGCCUUGGAGAUGAAAAAUUUUGUAUGAGACUGCUAAUCUCGUUAAUAUUGUGUGCUCAACAGCACCAUACAACAAUGUUAAAUCUAUUAGAAAACCCAUUCAUUACAAGCAACCAUGGUGGCUAUAUGUGGCAGGGGAGAGCAGCUACUGGGACACCACAAGCGGGGUGAUUGUGCGCACCAGGCCUUGGGCCUCAGAUUAACAGAGAUUGCUCUCUCCACUACUUUAAUAGGUAUGGGUGUGCAUAACCAGAUCUCUAUGUUUGCAAUGGCAACCAUCAUGAGGCUGGGAUGCCUGAAUGUCACUUCACUACGAAGUGGCACUGGGGAGGGGGUCCAGGGGUGAUGCUAUGGAUGAGGGAUACAUAAUCCUUUCCAAGUCCAUUGCUUCCUGCCUGAACCUAUCUUUGGACAGAGUCAAGAGGAAGGAAAGCAGUUGGGGUAUGCUAUAGGGGGGAAAGUGGGCAGGGACAAAUUAGUCACUGCUACACCUCCUCCUUUGCAAAUUCUCCCCAGCUCCACAGUGACAUUGGUUUGCAGCCCCAUUUAUUAAAAAGUAUGUACAUAGGCUCAAAUAUGUAUGUGAAAAUGUUAUAUGGAAAGGGUAUCUUAGCUACCUGUGCCCCAGAAAAUAUGCAUUUAGGCGGAACGUUCAGGAGGUCAUGAAAUAGAAGCCUGUUUAUUUGGCUGUGAGCCUCAACAAACUUACUUGAAAGUAAGUUUCAUUGAAAUGAAUGGAACUUGUUUCCAAAUAAAUACAAUUAGUAUUGGGAUAUAUAUCAUGCUUCUUAGGAGUCUUCCAAAAGUAAGCUACCCAGUUUUUUAACCACUAACAAAAAAAAUGUGGAAAAGUUUGUUGCUUUUGGAGUAAAAGAUAGUAGUGAAUUUCAUGUGCAAACUUACAAUGUAGUAAAAUCAGCUGCAUUUUUAACAAAAGGGAAUUUGGAAGGAGACAAUUUCAAGUGUUGAGAAGAAAACCAAGUUAUCUGAGAACCUAUUUGCCACGUUACUCUGAAAAAUUCUUUAGAGUGCUGACGUUAAGACGGCUCCUCUCCUCAAUUCAGAAAGACCUUCCUGGAGAAGCCAUGGCUUUAAACUACAGCUAUACAAACAACAUCUUUUGUGAACAAUUUUGAUGACUUCUAUACAGGUCUCUUUUCCAUUUGCCGAUGGACUUAGCCCAGUAUGCACCAGAUCGGACAUACUCUUCAAAUGCUGUUUUACUACAGAUUAACCAUCUGUAACACUGUAAAAUACCAACCUUUACAAGUUUGAUCCAUUUUAUUUUUGUACAGUAUUCGUAUUCUUUCUAAGUUAUUUUGCUGUCCUGUUUUGUAAAUCACAUGAAAUUGUAAAAAAAACAAAAAAGUAGGCAUAGGUGUUUUUUGUACAUAUGUAUAUAAAUUGUCCAAAUAAAAAAAUAAAAAGAAACUUGUUGCUUGGGA
Eublepharis macularius is the source of this 6062-nucleotide messenger RNA. RefSeq names its product KLF transcription factor 9 (gene KLF9). Gene Ontology annotation, biological process: regulation of transcription by RNA polymerase II. Gene Ontology annotation, molecular function: DNA-binding transcription factor activity, RNA polymerase II-specific; RNA polymerase II cis-regulatory region sequence-specific DNA binding. The coding region runs from base 817 to 1572 and encodes 251 amino acids. Lineage: Eukaryota; Metazoa; Chordata; Lepidosauria; Squamata; Eublepharidae. The transcript has 2 exons. The record is from RefSeq and is a predicted model, not a curated record.